Astyanax mexicanus (Mexican tetra) is the source of this 3700-nucleotide messenger RNA. It is a transcript of the gene d2hgdh, whose product is annotated as D-2-hydroxyglutarate dehydrogenase. Lineage: Eukaryota; Metazoa; Chordata; Actinopteri; Characiformes; Acestrorhamphidae. The record is from RefSeq and is a predicted model, not a curated record. Gene Ontology annotation, cellular component: mitochondrion. The transcript has 10 exons. Gene Ontology annotation, molecular function: FAD binding; catalytic activity. The coding region runs from base 104 to 1666 and encodes 520 amino acids.
GGAAGUGAGUCACAACACAACGGAAUUUUCCCGGGGGACCUUAAAAGAUGCUGUACCAGCUGUGUACAAAGGACAAUAAGUGGCAAACAAGCUUCUGAAAAUUAUGGCUGUCUUUGAGAGAUUGACCCGGCUGAAGUCCACCAGCAGGUUUCUACGAUACACCACCAGUCUGUGUCCAGCACACCCAUGCACAGCAACAGCACGGAUCCAGCAGAGACGGGUCCAUGGCGGAGGAUCUGAGACCCCAAGUGCUGCUCCUCCUCGGCGGCCUUUCUCUCAGGUGACCCCGGCUGACCUGGACUUCUUCACGCGGCUUCUGCCGGGGAGGACCAUCACAGACCCGGAUGUGCUGGAGUCCAGCAACGUUGACUGGCUGAAGUCAGUGAAAGGUAGCAGUGAAGUUCUAUUAAGACCCAAAACUACAGAAGAAGUCUCUCAGAUACUCAGGUACUGUAAUGAGUGGAACCUGGCGGUGAGUCCUCAGGGUGGGAACACGGGGCUGGUGGGAGGCAGUGUUCCCGUGUUUGAUGAGAUAAUUCUCUCCACAGCACUCAUGAACCAGGUCCUCACCUUCGACAGCAUCUCAGGUAUCCUGACGUGUCAGGCUGGCUGUGUUUUGGAGAACCUAUCUCAGUACCUGGAGGAGCGAGACUUCAUCAUGCCGCUGGACCUGGGGGCAAAGGGAAGCUGCCACAUCGGAGGGAAUGUGUCCACCAAUGCUGGUGGCCUGCGGCUGUUGCGCUAUGGCUCCCUCAGAGGAACAGUGCUGGGGUUGGAAGUGGUGCUGGCUGAUGGCAGAGUAUUGGACUGUCUUUCCACACUGCGUAAAGACAACACAGGCUACGAUCUGAAGCAGCUCUUCAUAGGUUCUGAGGGAACGCUCGGGGUCGUCACUGCUGUGUCCAUCCUGUGUCCUCGCAAACCCAAAUCUGUCAAUGUGGCCUUCUUAGGGUGCUCCAGCUUCGAAAACCUGCUGGAGACGUUUCAGAUCUGCAGGGGGAUGCUGGGAGAAAUCCUCUCUGCGUUUGAGUUCCUGGACGCCUCUUGCAUGAGCCUUCUGGAGGAACAUCUCAAGCUCACAAAUCCCAUCACAGAAAGCCCGUUCUACAUUGUUAUUGAGACUGCUGGAUCCACCCCAGCCCACGAUGAGGAGAAACUGCACAACUUCUUAGAUACAGUCAUGGCUUCUGCACUUGUAAUAGACGGCACAGUUGCGACAGAAGAGACUAAAAUUAAGGCUCUCUGGUCCAUGAGGGAGCGGGUGACGGAGGCCCUGAGGCAUGAUGGGUACACCUACAAGUAUGACGUCUCCCUGCCUGUGGAGAAGAUCUAUGAUCUGGUCACUGACAUGAGGAAGCGUCUGGGAUACAGAGCCAAAAGCGUGGUUGGCUACGGACAUGUUGGUGAUGGCAACCUCCACUUGAACAUCACGUCUCCCAUGAAGGACCCAGCGCUGCUGGCGGCGAUUGAGCCGUACGUGUACGAGUGGACGUCCGGGUGCCAGGGCAGCGUCAGCGCGGAGCACGGCCUGGGCCUGAAGAAGAGGAACUACAUCUACUACAGUAAAUCCCCUGAAGCUGUGACUCUCAUGGGUGAUAUCAAGGCCAUGCUGGAUCCUAAAGGGAUUCUUAACCCUUACAAAACACUACCAGACAGCGUUCGCUGAGCCCAGGUUCACCCGAGCUUUAGGCAGAGCUUUUUUUUCAAUACUCGUCUAGUUCUGAGAACUGGGGCUGUGACCAGGGCUGGCCCAGAUAACUUGUCGUCCUGAAGAAAUGAUUGGUAUUAAUUUGUCUGUUUGUUUGUCUGAAACUGGAUGCAAACUACAAUAGUUUGUCACUAAAGGCCACUAGAUUUAACACAUUGUUAUGUAUCAUAAAUCCAUGAGCACCAAUAAACUGCAGUACGUUCAGCAUACUGUGUUUUUCGCACUAUAAGGCACACUUAAAAUCCUUUAAUUUAAAAAAAAAUCGUCAGUGCGCCCUUAUGUAUGAAUUUUACCAGUCAGGUUAUAAGAAGCAUUAAAGAGUACAGAGUUAUUGUUUAAUUCUAUAGUUUCGUUCUCCAGCACAGACACUCGAGACUGGGGCAGUAUUAGCAUUAGCUGCUAACCACACUAAGUAUUAGCUCGUUAUCCAUUCAGAGGUGAGUAUUAUCAGCCUGGAGCCUGCUGCUAACCCUGGCUAGCACUGCUGGAGCAGCAUUAGCAUUACCCGCUAAACACGGUAAGCACUAGUUAGCUUUUUCACCAUUCAGUUAUGUGGGACAAACAGCUAGCUAAUAUCGCCCUGGCUUACCGGAACACUUCAGUGCUCUUCAGGGCUCUUCAGUGUAGCUCUGUCCUUAGUGUAGUGCUGUUGGGCGGCAUAUGCUGCUGCACCUAGCCUUAGUGUGAAUCUGGAAAUCUAAUCUUACUGUAAAUAAACGAAAGCGCUUUACUCACCCAAAUAAACAGUUGUCAGGAGAGAAAUCUGUGUAGAUUACCAGCUAGCGCUCAUUUGACAUUAAAAAUAAUGCUUCUUAUAAUCUGGUAUAUAAAGCCUUAUAGUGCGAAAAAUACGGUCAUCAUAGAAGCGCUUGAAAUUACUGUACAAUGUACAAAAUGCUCUUUGCACAAUUUGCAGUAAGAGACUGAUGAACCAUGAAGGCAUGACAGGUCUUAUGAAAUACAUACACCUUUAAGUUUUUUUAUUACACUGUGAUAAAUCAUGCUCAAGAUCAAAUUUGGAUUCGAAAACUCUACAAAAACUAAAUUUUUCUGUGUUUUGGAGGGUGUGUGCUUUCAGAAUAGUACAAUUCAGAUUUUAGCGAACUGAUGGAGACCUGCUUUUUGAACAACAAACAGUUAAAAUCACUUUAUAUUUAGGUCUAUGUUGGUCGUUGCACCUUUUUUGUUUUUAAAGUGUUUGACAUCAUACUUUUGGAGAGCUGUUAGCUCCCCUUGGUGGGGUGCCAUGCUUAUGCUAUCAUUUCAGGAUGGAUUUAUAUUUAUAUAUUUCUGCAAUGUGGAGAACAAAGACAGAAUCACGAAAUUGAGGAAUGAAUUAAGAUAUAAAUCACAGAAUGCAUAGAAAUACUGAAUACAAAAUUAGAAAAUCUCAUUUCCACAAACUGGGAAUUUGUUCUUUUUCUAUUUGUACUACAAAUCACACAAUGCUUCUGUUUUUUUUUGUUUUUUUUUGGCACACUAGCAUCAGGGUGUGUGUGCAUAUAGCCGACUAGCUGGUGUGGAAAUGUCCAAAUGACUUCCAGGUGCUUCCAGUAGCCAAAAGCAUAGAACAAAAUUUUUAAAUAAAAAAAUUCAGGGCACAACAGUACCAUGUGGUAUAUUUGAGUGAUUUGACUGAUGCUCAAAAACUGUAUUUAUUUAAUGAGGAAAAGCAUAGUCUUAUCAGUAUUCACAUUUAUUACAUUUAACUGAUGCUUUUAUCCAGAGCAACUUUAAGGGAAUCACUAAAAGGAGAUUUGUUUGAAAGAAAAAAAAGAAUUGCUGCAUUCGGACAAUUGGUAAGUUACAAAUUGCACUUUUAUUCAUAGAUGUAAUACAGUAUAUGUGCCAUGAGUCUAUUUUUCACAACUUUUCUUUAAAAUGUUUACUGUUGCUUAAUGUAACUGCAGCAGUUUCUGUAUAUACAAAGUUGCCAUUUGGUGUUGUUUGUUUAAGUCCAUUUAUGUAAUAAACAAAUAAAAUAAAAAAAAA